Blepharisma stoltei is the source of this 1867-nucleotide messenger RNA. The record is from the annotation of a GenBank genome assembly. NCBI's taxonomy places the organism in Eukaryota, Ciliophora, Heterotrichea, Heterotrichida, Blepharismidae.
AUGUCAGCUAAAAGAUACAGCAAUCCAAACUUCCAUCCUCGAAACGGUAAUCUGCCAAGCCAAAGACAGCAAUCUAACUUCAGAGCAUCCCCGCCUCGCUCCUCAACCCAAUCUUAUACCAAUCGCACUCCAUCAUCUUAUGGCGGUAGUGACCCAUCUUCUCAUCAAACCUCGUCAAGAGGAGGAUUCCGUCCACCACCUUCUCAGCCUAUCUCAAACCCUUCUUUCAGCUCAGAUACCAAUCCCAGUGCUUCUUUGCCUUCUUUUAAAAAAGAUUUUUAUAAAGAGAGCCCAACGGUAUCUCGCCGCUCUGAAGCCGAAAUCUCACAAUACAGAGAGAAAAUCCAAAUCUCAAUUUUUGGGAAAGAUAUCCCAAAACCUAUAACAUCCUUUGAUGAAAUCAAUCUGCCAAGGGAAAUUUUGAGUAUCUUUAAAGAAGCUGGGUUUGCAAAUCCGACGCCGAUCCAAUGCCAAAGUUGGCCUGUAGCUUUGAGUGGCAGAGAUUUGAUUGGAAUUGCUAUAAUUAUAAAAUGGCGAUAUCUGUAGCUACCGAUUGUUGAUCCGUCAUACACAUCUAGGAAAUCAGAAGUCACUCACUCAUGAGCUGUUGAUGUGGCAGCAUCGUUAUUAAGAGUUCCGUAGAGAUCGAAGCAGGUUGGCCCAACACGUGCAAAAAUAGUGGAAGCUAUCAUGUUGGCAACCUCGUAGUGGACGUUAAGUGUUAUCCGUAUCUAAGUUAACUUAAGUGAUUGGAAUCGCCAAAACUGGCUCUGGGAAGACUGUGUCUUAUGCUUUACCUGGGAUUAUCCAUAUAUUAGGCCAACAAUCAAUACAGCCUGGCGAAGGCCCAAUUGUACUGAUUCUUUCCCCUACUCGUGAACUUGCUGUACAAAUAUCCCAAGAAUGCAGCAGAUUAGGGUCUCCUUAUCAAAUUAAUAACAUUUGCAUAUACGGAGGGUCUUCAAGAUCAUACCAACAAAGAGGAUUAAGAAAUUGUCCUCCAAUCGCCAUUGCAACCCCUGGCCGACUUCUUGAUUUUCUUGAAAGCGACGUCACUAAUUUAAAGAGAGUGACUUUUCUCGUUAUUGACGAAGCCGACAGGAUGCUUGAUAUGGGAUUUGGCCCUCAGAUAAGAAAAAUAAUUUCUCAAAUCCGCCCAGACAGACAAACCUUGAUGUGGAGCGCUACUUGACCCCGAGAAGUCCAAAACCUUGCCAAUGAAUUCAUCUUCAACCCAAUCCACAUCCAAGUCGGCUCUUUAAACCUUUCUGCUAACCAUGAUAUAAAGCAAAUAAUUGAGUUUAUAAAUGAAGAACAAAAGCUAGCAUUGAUUCUAACGAUUCUUAGAGAUAUAAUGGACCAAAACUGCAAAGUCCUUGUUUUCUGUGAAACCAAAAAAGGAUGCGAAACUUUGGCGACUGAUUUAAAGCGCCAAAAUUAUGAGGCUGAAUCAAUCCAUGGAGAUAAAAUGCAAAGAGAAAGAGACCAAGUCUUGAGAGAUUUUAGAAAUAAUAAAAUCAGUAUUAUGGUGGCUACUGAUGUGGCGGCAAGAGGCUUGGAUAUAAAAGAAGUAAAUUUUGUGAUAAAUUUUGAUUUUCCUAAUGCAAUUGAAGAUUAUGUGCAUAGGAUUGGAAGAACUGCAAGGGCUGGGACGAAAGGGACUGCAAUAUCAUUUUUUACACGCAGAAAUAUGAAAUCUGCACAAGAUUUAAUGAGAAUCUUAAAAGAAUCAAAGCAGGAGAUCCCUUCAAAGUUGGCAGAAAUAACUAGCAAUGAUAGAAGAAGGGACCGGUCAACAAGCAGAGGUAGACAAAAUAGAAAUAAUUUCAGAAGCAGAAGCCCAAGAAGAGGCUAUAAUAAAAGAUAA